GGUUGGAUUGCAGAGUCGAUUAAUUAGUUAGGUAGUCAUGGCGGCACCUUUCCCGUCUUCUUGUUCUCGUGCAAGAAUGGCGGUGGUGGUGGCGCUGCUUCUAGUGACAACGGCGGCAGCUCCGGCGGCCGUGGCGUUGCUGAAGGACGACAUCGAGUUCAUGUGGGGCCCGGACCAUAGCUUCUUCUCCGAUGACGGCAACACCCUCGCGCUGUGCCUCGAGAAGACCCACGGCUCCGGCUUCCGCUCCAAGGGCGCCUACCUCUACGCCCGCUACGACAUCGACGUCAAGCUCGUCGCCAACAACUCCGCCGGCACCGUCACCACGGUCUACCUGACGACGGAUGACGUGCGUCCGGGGUACCAUGACGAGGUGGACAUGGAGUUCCUGGGCAACGUCACCGGCGAGCCGUACACGCUGCACACAAACAUCUUCGUGGACAGCGUCGGCAACCGCGAGCAGCAGUUCCGGCUAUGGUUCGACCCCACCAAGGACUUCCACACUUACUCCGUCCAAUGGACACCCAAGAACAUCAUAUUCCUCAUCGACGGCACGCCCAUCCGCGUGUACAAGCACGAGCCUUGGCGCGGCGGGACGUUCCCGACACAGCGGCACAUGCGGCUGGACGGGAGCCUGUGGAACGCCGACGAUUGGGCGACGCAGGGCGGCCGCGUCAAGACGGACUGGAUGCACGCGCCGUUCUAUGCCUACUACCGCAACUUGCGCGUGACGCCGUGCGCGGCGUCGCCGUCCCCUGGCGUCGCAUCGUGCAGCGAUGAGCCACCGGCGUCGGCGGCGCUGCAGAAGGUGCGAGCGCAGCAUCUGCUCUAUGACUACUGCGAGGAUCAGAACCGGUUCAAGGACAUGGGGCUUCCCAAGGAAUGUACUGCAGACUAGAUGAAGCCGUAACUGUGCAUUUGAUCACUUUGCACUUAAAUAUAUAAAUGCAUAUGAAUUCAACAAGAUAUUGUAAGUUGGCAUUCGUGUUUUUUCAACCAACCAAGCGCGGGCAUCACGAGAGGGAUGGCACCCGAGUGCCUCCCCCUCGCCGCUCCGCCAUGACUUCUUCCA
Messenger RNA from Sorghum bicolor (sorghum), 1072 nucleotides. RefSeq names its product xyloglucan endotransglucosylase/hydrolase 2. The transcript is spliced from 3 exons. The record is from RefSeq and is a predicted model, not a curated record. Gene Ontology annotation, cellular component: apoplast; cell wall. NCBI's taxonomy places the organism in Eukaryota, Viridiplantae, Streptophyta, Magnoliopsida, Poales, Poaceae. The coding region runs from base 38 to 898 and encodes 286 amino acids. Gene Ontology annotation, biological process: xyloglucan metabolic process; cell wall biogenesis. Gene Ontology annotation, molecular function: hydrolase activity, hydrolyzing O-glycosyl compounds; xyloglucan:xyloglucosyl transferase activity.